Ictalurus punctatus (channel catfish) is the source of this 2242-nucleotide messenger RNA. RefSeq lists its product as uncharacterized. The coding region runs from base 1 to 1323 and encodes 440 amino acids. The transcript has 3 exons. The record is from RefSeq and is a predicted model, not a curated record. Lineage: Eukaryota; Metazoa; Chordata; Actinopteri; Siluriformes; Ictaluridae.
AUGGCGCGUGAGCUGCUAUCCAGCGUAGACUCGGGGACUAUGUUGUUCCUUUUCCACACGUUUUCAAACCAGUUAAUGUGGUGUAAUAGGUUAGUGAGCUCCCAGAGACGUGUCCUGGAUAUAAACAGCUCGCUGGAUGAAAAGCUGGAGAGGAGCAGGAGGGAAUAUGAAGCCGCCCGGCGCAGAGCUCGGAGACGGUAUGUGAGGCUGAGAGCCUUGGCGCUGUGUGCCCGUGUCCUCCACCUGCACGGUCUGGACAGGCGGGUGUGGAGGAGAGAGAGACCCCACGGAGAAGUGUUCUGGUCCAAUGUCCUGGCUAACUUUGAUGAUGAGCAGUGGGUGGAUCAUUUCCGCAUGUCCCGGAGCACGUUUGAGUAUAUUCUAGGGCUUGUCGAAGCCAAACUGAGACGCAAGUCGACUCGCUGGAGAAAAGCGCUGGAGCCGCGGCGCAGGCUGGCCAUCGUGCUGUGGUGGUACGCGACCCCGAGCGAGUACCGGACCAUCAGCUGUCUCUUCGGUGUUGGACUGUCCACCGUGUGCACGUUAGUGCGCCAGGUCACCUCUGCCCUGAACAGCAGCCUUCUCAAACAGUUCAUCCGCCUGCCAGAAGGUGAGAACCUUCAGAACACGCUCAGGGGGUUUGCAGGACACGGAUAUCCCAUGUGUGCUGGUGCAGUCCAUGUGACCCACAUUCCCAUCAGCGCUCCCAGAGAAAACCCGUCUGCGUACUACAACACCAAAAACUGGCACUCCGUUAUUCUGCAAGCGGUCGUAGACCACAGCAUCCGCUUUACGGACGUAUAUGUUGGCUGUCCUGGUCGCACAGACGACGCGAGAGUCUUGACUACUUCUCCGCUCUACAAGAUGGCUGAAGAACAAGAUGGAUACCUGUUCCCUCGUGAGGAUGCCUUGACCGUGAACGGCGUGGAGAUUCCUGUUCAUCUGGUCGGAAACGCCGCGUACCCCUUAAAGAAGUGGCUGCUGAAGGCAUUCACAGACGAGCGGCGUCUGACUCCGGAACAGCGUCGCUUCAACAGCCAGUUACGCUCAGCUCGCACGGUGGUGGAAAACGCUUUCGCGCGUCUUAAAGGUCGUUGGCGGUGCCUGCUUAAACGCAACGACGUCGAUGUUACGUUUAUGCCCGACAUCGUCACGGCUUGCUGCAUCCUGCACAACGUGUGUGAGCUGAACAAGGAGGACUUCCUGCCUGAGUGGACUGCUGACUCUGAUGAAGUCUUACAGCAGCCUGACACGGAUCUUCAUACAGACACGGUGACGGACAGUACUCAAACUAUUCGUGACGCCAUGGUGACAAUCGUAUGAGUUUGCAGAAAAGCAAACCCACACAAGAACACACUUCUGUUGAAGUUAAUAAGCUGUGGGUGAAGCACAGUUGUGGAACCUGCUCUAAAUGUGCACAGACGGUUGAUACGUUUUUCUUGCCCCUGCUCUUGUUCAUCUUAAUCAGGGAUCUUCAUCUGGUGCGGACCGUCAUGGCGAUCUAAAAUUCUAAAAAUAAAUACAUGACCGACGCAAAGACAAAAUCUCUGAAUGGAAGUUAUUCAUUAUUCAUGGCUGAGGAAGCAAAUCCGUAAAUCUUUCGGCAACCGGCACUUAGUUUUGUUUUAUAUAUAGUAUAUCACAAUUUACAUACUGAUUAUUACUAUUUUAUAUUCAUAAUCAUCAAAAUCUAUUUUUUUCCCCCCACUGACCGCUUCUGUAGAAACUCGUCCUGCGGUAAAUCGCUGAGCCUUGUCUUUUAUAUCUGGGGUUAUUAUGAUACGAUGACGCGUUACAUCGUCAUCAUUCUCACCUUGAGGAAUAAAAGUGAAUUGCACUUGUUCAGUAUUGUCGCGCAGAAAAAUAUACUCGCGCUAUUAAAUACCUCGGGUCAGUAGCGACCCUAUAGACUUUUUACAAUAAAUAAAUUAGCCUACAAACCAGAUAUUACUCGAUAAUUUUAUAUAUAUAUAUUUUCUUGUUAUAUUGUUGAUGAAAAAUAAAUUGAGGAAUACUAAGAAAGCGGAGGUCUAAUGUGAAAAAAUUAACGAGGGGGAGGGUACUCGAUGACGUCCCGGGUCUAUUCUAUGUGUUUACGGGCUAAAUAAAUCGCCACAAUAGAGGCGCCACUCACGGUCAAACUGUUAUCAGAAUGUGUCCUUCCUCACACCGAGAGACCUUAUCAGCAGAACAACGUGACCUCCUCCUUUCUCCUUCAGACACCACGGACACAGUCGUAGAA